AAAGGAGACCGAACGAUGGCAAAAUCAGCAGUUGGAGCUUCAGCAGCUGAAAAAGACCAUGAUCCGUGCCUGCAUUGUCCUGGCUCUGGCCACCAGCGCCUUCGCUGGCUACACCGGCGGCUUCGGCUACGGCCUUGGCCUGUCCCACUACGGCCUUGCCCACGGCAUCGGCUACUCUGGUCUUGGUCUCGGCUACAGCUACGCCCCAGCCGCCAGCUACGCCGUCGCUGCCCCAGCUGUUGCCCGCACCGUGUCCACCUACCACGCUGCUCCAGCCGUGACCGCCGUUCACGCUGCCCCAGUCGCCACCUACGCUGCUGCCCCAGCUGUGGCCACCACUGUUGCCCACGCCGCUCCAGUCGCCACCUACACCGCUGCUCCAGCCGUGACCACUGUUGCCCACGCCGCUCCAGUCGCCACCUACGCCGCUGCCCCAGCUGUCGCCACCUACGCUGCUGCCCCAGCUGUGGCUACCACUGUUGCCCACGCCGCCCCAGUCGCCACCUACGCUGCUGCCCCAGCUGUGACCACUGUUGCCCACGCCGCCCCAGUCGCCACCUAUGCCGCUGCCCCAGCUGUGACCACUGUUGCCCACGCCGCCCCAGUCGCCACCUACGCCGCUGCCCCAGCUGUGACCACUGUUGCCCACGCCGCUCCAGUCGCCACCUACGCCGCUGCCCCAGCUGUGACCACUGUUGCCCACGCCGCUCCAGUCGCCACCUACGCUGCUGCCCCAGCUGUGGCCACCACUGUUGCCCACGCCGCUCCAGUCGCCACCUACGCCGCUGCCCCAGCCGUGACCACUGUUGCCCACGCCGCUCCAGUCGCCACCUACGCCGCUGCCCCAGCUGUCGCCACCUACGCUGCUGCCCCAGCUGUGGCUACCACUGUUGCCCACGCCGCCCCAGUCGCCACCUACGCUGCUGCCCCAGCUGUGACCACUGUUGCCCACGCCGCCCCAGUCGCCACCUACGCCGCUGCCCCAGCUGUGACCACUGUUGCCCACGCCGCUCCAGUCGCCACCUACGCCGCUGCCCCAGCUGUGACCACUGUUGCCCACGCCGCUCCAGUCGCCACCUACGCCGCUGCCCCAGCUGUCGCCACCUACGCUGCUGCCCCAGCUGUGGCCACCACUGUUGCCCACGCCGCUCCAGUCGCCACCUACACCGCUGCUCCAGCCGUGACCACUGUUGCCCACGCCGCUCCAGUCGCCACCUACGCCGCUGCCCCAGCUGUCGCCACCUACGCUGCUGCCCCAGCUGUGGCUACCACUGUUGCCCACGCCGCCCCAGUCGCCACCUACGCUGCUGCCCCAGCUGUGACCACUGUUGCCCACGCCGCCCCAGUCGCCACCUAUGCCGCUGCCCCAGCUGUGACCACUGUUGCCCACGCCGCCCCAGUCGCCACCUACGCCGCUGCCCCAGCUGUGACCACUGUUGCCCACGCCGCUCCAGUCGCCACCUACGCCGCUGCCCCAGCUGUGACCACUGUUGCCCACGCCGCUCCAGUCGCCACCUACGCCGCUGCUCCAGUCGCCACUGUUGCCCACGCCGCCCCAGCUGUGACCACCACCACCGUCCACCACGCUGCCCCAGUCGCCACCGCUGUUGCUACCCCAGCCAUCGCUUCAUACCACGCCGCUCCAGUCUACGGCUACGGUGUUGGCACCCUCGGCUAUGGCGCCGGCCACUACGGUUUUGGCCACGGUCUCCUCGGCUACGGCCUGAAUUACGGCUAUGGUCUCGGCAGCGCCUACGACUACACCGCUCUCCUCCGCAGGAAGAAGUAAAUCUCCUUUUUUGGAAGCAACAUAGUCAUCAUCGAAAGUUAGUUGAUUUAACAAAUUUAGGCACCGUCUGCUUUUGUACCCUAUCAUCAUGGCACAAGAGAAAGACGAGAAUAAAUUUAACCAAUUUUGAAUUUGCACUACUGUCUACCGUCUUUCUUUUAUUGGCAUAACCACUUAGCUAUAGU
Molecule: messenger RNA, 1974 nt
Organism: Rhipicephalus sanguineus (brown dog tick)
Lineage: Eukaryota; Metazoa; Arthropoda; Arachnida; Ixodida; Ixodidae
Exons: 8
Coding region: 16-1959 (647 amino acids)
Source: RefSeq, a predicted model, not a curated record